Molecule: messenger RNA, 1653 nt
Organism: Peromyscus californicus insignis
Lineage: Eukaryota; Metazoa; Chordata; Mammalia; Rodentia; Cricetidae
Product: vomeromodulin-like
Exons: 1
Coding region: 331-819 (162 amino acids)
Biological process (GO): sensory perception of smell
Source: RefSeq, a predicted model, not a curated record
AAAGAAGCAAGACAAAUGAUGACAGGAAAAAUGACACACACAAAUGAGGUUCCUCCUCACUCCACACCUAGUAUCUUUGAAGCUAACAGUCUCAUCACAAGUUAGCAUCAGUGUAGGACCAGCAGCAGCUGGGGACAACAGGGAAGGGGGAUCUCUCAGACAGAAUGUCAUUCUUAACUAGGGCAGGGGAAGCACUAGAACUUGGAAGGCAGAAUUCAGAGUUCCUAUGUACCCCAUAUUUCAAGACGUCAUCUUCCAAAAGGAGGGUGCUAGGGAUGAACUGAACCGAAAACCCACAGUAGGAUUGUCUCUUGAUCUUUUUCAGAUCUCAUGAACACUCUGCCCCCACAGAUCGAGGAACUUGUGAAGUGUAAUGGCGUUGGCAUGGGAGGCGUGCUUGGGACACUGAUGGCCACACUGGACAACCUUGACCUGCUCUCACUCUUAGAUCCCACCUCCCUCCUACAAGGGGCAGGCGGUCUUGGCCUAGAUGGUCUCCUAGGCCAAAAAGGCAAUGAGGAGUCCUCAAAGCCCUCUUCAGGGUCCAAGGCCACUGGAGGACUCAACAACCUCCUCCCAGGGGGCAAGGAAGGCCUGGGCAGCUUACUAAACCUCGGUGGAGACAAGGGCUCUGGCAAAGGACUCCUGAAGGGAGAGGGGCUCUCCGAUAUCAAGCAGACUCUGGGUGGCGCGGUUGAAGACGUAGAACAUCUCAAAGAAUCUGUUGAGGCCAAGGUGAAGGAUAUCCUCCCAGAAGACAUCAAAAACUCAUUUUCAGAUCUGCUCAAGAUAAACAUCCAAGAGCUUGUGCUCGAGUAAGUGCUUCCUUGACAAUUCUCUGGGUUUCUGGACAAACAAACUGCUCAUUGGGAACACUUACACUCAGUCUACAGCAACCCCAUGACAGCCACCCUUUCAUAGAGAGACAGACUUACUCCCGCUGGAACUCUGCAAAAUAUGACCAGGAUGUCUUGAGUUUAAACCACUGGGUGGAAAGGGAAGGAAGCUCACGGGUCACAGGACUAGCAGCAUUUAGCUGGUGAGGAACUGGGUGCCUCACACGUACUUCUCAGGAGGGCCAGGCUCUUUCUAUGAAGCAGAACUGAGUCUCUGUCGUCACUCUGCAGUUUCAAGGUCGACGAGGUGAGAGAGGAGAGCACGGACAUAACCAUGGAAGCUGAUGAGAUCCAAGUCCACUCCACAGUCACUGCCACCAUAGGCGGAAAAGGGUGAGCCUGUUUCCACCAUGAUUGCUGGGUCACUGGGGAUUAGGAUAUAUGCACCCUAUCCUAGAGCCAGAUAACAAGGACUCAGAGACAGAGAAAGGAGGAUCAGCUAUUUCAAGCAAGUCUGGCUUACACAGUGAGACCCUGACUCAGAAAAAAAAAUUACACAGAUGGAUAGACACAUACAUAUAAACAUAUAUAAAUCAUAGGUACAUACAUAGUUUCAUAGAUAGAAACAUACAUAGAUACAUAGAAAAACAGACAGAUAGAUGACAGAUGGACAGACAGACAGAUGAUAGAUAACCUGCCUUGUCCAAAGCUUCUUAUGUUAAGAAGCCAAGCAUUUCUCCUGAUAGACUUCUUUUACGUAUUUCCACAAAAACUCAAAAAAAGGCCUAAAUGCUAGACUUGGAAGUGAACUUAUGGC